GAGAUCGAUGAGCAGACCGGGCGGUGUGCGCGCUCGUGUGUGUGUGUGCAAAGGAUGGACUCGCUGAUGCUGUUCCAGCCACUAACCGUGUACUGACGGAUCUACCGAACCCAAACCAGAGGCGAUAUUUUAUGUGUUGUUCACCGAGGCUCUCAUUAUUAUCUCAUUUUCCUGGCGUGAUGCAGUCUCAAGGAAGCACUUCCACCCAGCCCUCCUUCGAUUCCCUGAGUUCCAGCGACAGCCUCGUGCUCAGCGACUCGGAACAGAUGGAGGACGACACUGACGUCUUUUUGACGGACACCUCUUCCUCCGUCACCAUCGGCGAAGUGGCAUCCAAAAAGGAGCGGGGCUCGAGGAGCCCCAGGUCACAAUGGGCGUACAGCGGCUUCUCGGGCGAGGAAGAGGCAUACAGGUCGCAGAAUGACGGCAAGGGGGCAAACUUCAGCAUGCUCAAUGCAGAUGCUGCGAGCCAGAGACCCAAAUCAGAUGGAGAUCUGCUGUUUGCUCAGAAGUGUGCUGAGCUGCAGGGUUUUGUCAGGCCGCUUCUCGAGUUGCUGAAUGGGCUGAAGAGUGGCCGAUUCGACCACGGUUUAAGCAGUUUCCAGCAGAGCGUCGCCAUGGAUCGCAUCCAGAGGAUUGUCGGGGUUUUGCAGAGACCAGACUGUGGGGAGAAGUACCUGAACACUUUGCUCCAGGUGGAGGUGAUGCUAAAGCUCUGGUUUCCCCAUAUCUCUGCUCAGCCUGUGUCUUCGUCCUCCAGUUUCUCCACUUCCCCCACUCACUCCCUCCAGGACACUUCCAGCUCCACUCCGCCACACAAACAUCGGGACCAGCUGCAUAUCCCCGUCAAGAAGCGCAGACUCAGCUGGACAGACACUGACUCCCCCACGCCCUCCCCUGUACCUAUCAAGUGCCGUCGUACCGGUGGAGAGGAGAGGAGGAAGAAGCACACUCAAGAUGAAAGGGAUCAGUCCACUGCUUCUCCACUGCUGGCUUCUGACACAAACCCGAGUUUGCCAGAUGUGGUCUGCAGCAGCCAGCUAAACAACGGCGCAAAGGGAAAUGACAGCGAGGGCGAGGAGCUGGACCAGCGCUCAAAGUACAAGGCGACUCAGAGCUCCGAGCCGAGGCUGACGUGGGUGCACGUCGCUCCCAUCCCGUCCCCCCGAAAAACGUGCAUCUCGCAUGAGGCCAUAAAAACGGAAAGUGUCGGCGAAAUCGUUCUCACAGCAGCGAGCAGGGGCAGUCCAGCUAUGCAAGACUGCUCCAUCUCAUCCACCACGCCCUCUAAAAACCCCAAAAAUCAGAAGAAACCAACACAGUGCCAAAGCCAGCCCAUUGCUGCUGGACUGCAAGGUGAGACAGAGAGCACUGGGACAUGUCAAGGUCAAAACCAGCCCGCAUUUGUCUCGCUGAAGCCUCUGGCUCGGGUAUGCCCCUCCACCGUGGAGACCUGACACACAGAGAGAGCAAAAAGCCAGCAGCCUUGCUCUCCUUAAACCACCUGAGGCAUAAAGCUGCUGCAACACAAAGAAAGGGAUGAAAGCGUUGUUUAUGAAUGCAUUUCAAAAGGAAGAGAAUAGCAGUUAGUGGAGGUGGAUAUAAACGAUAAAUUGCUAUGGGUAAAUUUGAAGGGAUGGGGAAAUUUUUGAAGUGAAGUUCUGAUCAAGGAUUACAAGCACUAAAUGUCUUAUCUGGGUUUUGUUUAAUAUAAAUCUAAAUAGUUGGUCUAAAAGCAGACUCAUGCUGAUGUCAUAGCAUGAGUCUGCCUAUUAUUUAAACUGUUUUGUGGUUAUUUACACAGAAAAUUGUGAUAAUUUACAUAACAAUUGGUAUUGGAGGCAGCGUUAGACAUGGUCUUCCUCUGUGAAACGCAUACUGACAACAGAACAUGUGAAGUACGUGUCAAACUCAAGGCCCAGGGGCCAAAUAUGGCCAACUGUAGCUUUUUACGUGGCCCUCUAGACUCCAAUUUACAUUAAUAAGUCCCUCCAGUUUUUCAACAAAUUUGCAAAACUCACUUAAAAUUGACACAAAGUCUGCAGAUUCCCACAUUUUAUUUUGAUUUUUACCGCUAUUUUUUUUUUUUCUCAAAAUUGGCCUAAAACUUUCCUUGAUGUCAAGUUAUGUCAAGUAAUACGGCGAUUAAUAAAGUCAUUUAACAUCAUACAUUAGCACAAAAAUCAUAAAAAUUCCUUGCAAAUAUUUCUAAAUUAGUGCCACAAAAUGAUUUUGAUUGCAAAAGAAACACAAAGACAUUCAUAAAAUGCUGGAUGGACUGACCACUGUGGAAAGAUGCUCAACAUUAUGUAAUUUUAAGAAACACUUACUGAAUGCUGAAACAAACAACUAUUUAUUGAUAUUUUAACAGUUGAAUUGGUUUUAUCAAUACAUUCUGGCACUACUGACCCUUUAAGAGCAUUCAGAAUUUUGAUGUGGCCCAAAAUCAAAAUGAGUUAAACAACUCUGGUGUAAAGUGUUCCUGCUUGGAGUAACUAUGUGGUAUGGAAAAGGUUUAAGUGAAUGGCAGUAUACUUUUAUGCCUAUUUUAGUAGGAAAAACGCUUCCUUUGUUCAAUUCCCACAGGAAGUUUCACACAGGAAGAUCACUGGCGGCGGAGCGCCUCCCACCUCCAUCGCCUCUAUGAGUAAUCAUUGGAUUUUGUGUGAAUAACCAACAAAUCCAAAUGACUAAAGGCUCACAAAAUAGCGUGUAGAUACCCCGCUGUGGUGCUUUUGAGGCUGGACUUGUUUUACAACUGUAGAAGUCCAGGCCCAACUAUCCCAAAUUUAUACUAGAUCAAGAUUUAAUGAGAGUUAUCCACCAAUGGUAAGAUAACCGUUAACAGAAGCUCACUUAAAAAUAUCCAAACUAUCCCUUUGAACUUUUUUUUUUAAAUACACAGUAUGGAAUAUAAUGUGUUUCAGAUAUAUAUUAAAAAGAACUAUUGAUAAAGUAAUAUUCUUAAUUUUAUAUUAAUCCAAACAUGCACUAAAAGAGGUUAUAAUUAAAAAACUAGAAUACACCUAAACAUCAGGAAUACAGGUGCAAAGAUGGUCAAUGGAGAUUGGAACGAGUUUCAAGAGCAAUUAAGAGAAUAACUUCAUAGCAUGAAAGCAAACAAUAUAUUCAGAGAUAGCUGUUUUCGCACAACUUUAUCUUAAACUUGAAACUUUACAAACUUUGGAGUCUGAUGUCAGUAUUUAAAAUAAAACCCUAGAAUGCUAUGAUUCCAAUCAGAGCAUUUAACAGAGUGAGCUAAUAUUUGUGUUAUGACAGGAAGUCCUGUUUGAUUUUACAACUAACUGUAGAUAGGAUAGGAGAAAAAUAAGUGUGAAGUGAGUAAAGCCAAGUCCUGUGGCUUUUAAGGUGAAAAAUACAGCACUGACUAAUUAAUAUGCUGUAUAUGUGGUGUGUUGGAGUCAGUGAAGAUGGUGGAAAACAAACAUCUAACAUCCCACGAAUGUAUUCCAAAAUGUUUGAACUCUUCACAUCCAGAGGAGCGACGCCGUAGCAACGACCCGUCUCGCUGUGAAUCAGGCGCUGCCGCCCAGUGUCUGUCUGCAAACCGACCGGCGAUCAGGGUCAAGAAAGACUUUUUUCUUUUUUUCUUUUUAAUGACCAGCCUGAGAGAAGCAAACAGAAAAGACAGCAACCACUCAGACAUAAGACUCUAGUUCCAUUGUUAAUUUAUUCACAUUUCAAUCAGACACUGCAGCUAUUUAUUAUUGUUUAUAUUUAUUUAUUGGGCAGCUGAUUACCGCCUGCUGUGCAUUCGCAUAGUUUGGCCCAGUUUCCUUUUCGAGGGUUUUCGAUACUUUUGACAUUUCAUGUGUUUUUUACUACUAUCAUGAGGAGAAAAAAGGAGGCAGAUAAAAUAUUUUGACUGGACUAAUGGACUACUGUGCCUUUUUGCCAAUGUGUUUGAAAAAGAUCUUGGUGCUUUCAGUGCAUUUUGAUUGUUUGCAUUUCACAAAACCAAUAACACAUUCAAUCAAGGAAAGCCAACAUGUAGUCUGUACAUUUUAAAAAUGCACCAAUGCAUCAAAACCAACAACAUAGUAGACAACUAAACCAACAGCGUCCAGAUCCGAUAUCCUGAUAUCUGUUUGUCCUCACUGCCCACAUCUCAAGCUGAUAUGGUGUGUGUAUGUGUUCAGGUAAUUUGGUGAGAAACCAGUAAUGUAAAAACAAAAACAAGGGUUUACUUGAUUUCUUUUAUCUUCAAACACAAAAAUAUUUCUAGUAAGGUACGUAAUUCUGUGACUAUCCAUCACCGUGACUGUAGGAGGCGCUGUCUUAGCCGUAGGCUAACAAAAUUUUUCACAAAUGGCAAUGAACAAAAACAUAGAAAAUUAACACUUUUUUUAUGUAUUUGGAUGAGGAUUUUUAAGAAAUUAUGUAAUAUUUAAUUUUAUGUUAAAAACGCUCAUCCCUGCCAUUUAUGGGCAAUGGUGUCACAAAGAUCCUUGCUAUCACAUUGAUGUUUGGAAAAAAAAAAAAAAAUUGCCAUUGUUUUUUUUUAUAUAUAUAUAAAUACAAAAAUGUUUCUGUCAAGGGUUCCACAAAAAAAAGACUUGUAUUUCCCUUUUUUAGUUUGUAUUUUAUCUUGAAAUCAGAUAGCCACCUCUUUUUGUUGUAUUUUAUUACUAAUUUGUGGUUGAAGAAAUCUGGUUUUAAGGCUUCCACAGACCGAAUAUGCACACUGUCAGCAGUGGCUAUAAAUUUUGUUGUGUAUGAUUGAGCAUAAUCUUUAUUUAACGCUCUUUUUGGGCUCUAAUCAGCGAUGGAGCUAAUUGAACUGCUGGUGCUCUUAAAAGAAAAAUAUAUAUAUAUAUAUAAAUUAGCUAGAAAAUCUUUAUUUGUACUACAUGCUUCAUAGGACCCCCUUAUUUAUUUUUAAAUUAAAAAAUAAGCUAACAUUCAUAUAAAUAUUAAGCUAUCUUUAUCAUUGUGAUCGAAUCAACUUGUAUUAAAAAAAAGAAGCAUAUAAAUAUUGAAAUUAUUUGUAAUUUUUUUUUGUAAUUAAUUCACUAAUUUUGUACCGAGGGAGGUGACACCUCUUAAAACACCUACAUGUAAACACAGAGCCCGCCUGGCAGACAUCAUGUUACUGCCCAUGUUUUUGGAGCAACGAGCACACAAACCCUCCGUCACAGAUCCAGACUCUGGAUCAGAGCCUAAGGGCGGGGGGGUUGUCUUCCACCUCACUCUUGUUUACUGUUGAAGUAUGAUAGAGAAACCAAUUGCACUUAUUUGUUAACCUGCUUUUUUUUUUUUGGCUUUCUCGGAUGUAUGUUUUGGGGGUUUAUUUUUACUGUUGCAUCCACUGCUGAUUAGUCAGGAAUAACAAUGUUUUGUUUAUUUUAGCUGCCUUUCUCUCAUUAUACGCUGACUGUAAAUGCGUCCCUUCCCCCAUUCGGCUGCACUGCUCUGCCCUUGCCAUCUCUGCUACAUCCCCCUCAAUCCUGUUAGUAUCUUCCUCUCAAACGAAGCUAUUUCUUUCUUUCACUUUCAUCUUUUUUCUGAUAUUAUCCUCCUGACUACUUUGUUUUCCAGCAAUGACACAAGACAGAAAUCUUUUAAUAAACGACACAUUUU
This is a messenger RNA of Xiphophorus maculatus (southern platyfish), 5601 nucleotides long. RefSeq lists its product as uncharacterized. Gene Ontology annotation, molecular function: RNA polymerase II cis-regulatory region sequence-specific DNA binding. The transcript has 6 exons. The record is from RefSeq and is a predicted model, not a curated record. Bases 132 to 1457 code for a protein of 441 amino acids. Gene Ontology annotation, cellular component: nucleus. Lineage: Eukaryota; Metazoa; Chordata; Actinopteri; Cyprinodontiformes; Poeciliidae. Gene Ontology annotation, biological process: negative regulation of DNA-templated transcription; circadian regulation of gene expression.